Messenger RNA from Aegilops tauschii subsp. strangulata, 1482 nucleotides. The record is from RefSeq and is a predicted model, not a curated record. Lineage: Eukaryota; Viridiplantae; Streptophyta; Magnoliopsida; Poales; Poaceae.
AUGUCGGAGAAGUCGGAGGGGCCAACAAAGAAGGACUCGACGACGGUUGCAGUGCCAAUCGGCGCGGGGCCGAUGUCGCCCACGGUUGUCGGGGUAGACGAAGUGGUCGGGGUAGAUGACAGCAACGCUGGCGACGGGCUCGUGCUAGACGAAGAUGAAUUCCCGCCGGCACCAUGCAGUGCGAACCUGGUGACGCGCUCAACUUGGACGUCGGUGCUCUCUAGACUCUCGACGUACGGUACGGGUGCGCAGGGGCACCGAGUUUACGCCGAUUUUGGGGUGAAACGGACAGCGCGCGGACGGGCGGGACGCGCGUGCUUGUCCUCCCAUGGCCCGCUUGUCGGUGGCAGAAAGCAAAACCCUCCGCCCAUCCAUUUGGCGCCAUUUGCAGCAAACCCUCCCACGUCCCUGAAGAAGAAGGCCAAGGCGCCAAGGAAGCCGCGGUCGGAGUGCACGCCGGAGGAGAUCGCCAAGUUGGACAAGGAAUCGGCGAAGAGGAGGGGCCGGAGAGCGGUCGUCAAGGUCAAUGCCGCGGCGGCCAAGCUCGCCGCCGAGCGCGAUGCGAUGGAGGCCGCGCGGCACAAGGCCGCGUUCAUGGAGGAUGUGAUCUACGAGGGUGGGCACGGCCGUGCCUACGACCCGGACGAGACCCAAAGUCAGGAUGGCCGUGCCCAGUACGUUCCCGAUGAAGAGGCCGACGACCGUGCUGACUACGACCAUGGUGACUCGUGGCAUGAGGACGAUGACAUCUAUUGCGAAGGUGAUGGUGAUGAAGAAGAAAGCAAUGACAUUGAUAUUGGUGGCGAGCCAUUGUUCAUCGACGAGCUCACCCAAAGAGCGGAAGCACAAAAGAGGUGGAAGAGCAUUCGCACGGCAUUUCAAUCUUUGGAAGCAUUCAAGGCCCGGCACAAUGACAAGCCAUUCACUCUUACGCAUUGUUGGACGAUCAUCACCAGUUGCCCCAAGUUCAAGGAUCAAUACCGUGAACUUCAAAAAAAGAGAGGCAAGAAGAUGGCCAAGUACGCCGGAGGUGGAGAUGGCGAGGCGUUGAAGAGGCCGAGGGGCAAGACCAACUCCAAUGUGGACGACAUAAGUGAUGCCUCAUCCAUGGACUUGCACGACACUUUGCAUGGCAUGAUGUCUCAAAAGGAUAUGAGGGACGAGAAGAAGCGGCAAAGCAAGGACGAGAAAAUGAAGCAAUACCUAGAGCUUCAAAGGAAGAAGCUUGAGAUGGAGGAGGCGGCCAAGAGGAGGAAGAUCGACAUGGAAGAGGCAUCCCGGCAAAGGCAGCUCGACAUCGAGGCGGCCAAUGUCUCGGCCAGGCAGAGGCAGCUCGACAUCGAGGCCACCAAUGCCGCAACCAAAGCAAGGGAGGUGGCCCUUGCGAUCAUGAGCGUGGACUUGUCCAAGAUGAGCGACAAGACGAGGGCCUGGUUCGAGGCCAGGCAGAAGGAGAUGCUCGACGCCGACGGCCUGAACUAG